This is a messenger RNA of Hirundo rustica (Barn swallow), 1359 nucleotides long. RefSeq names its product serine/threonine-protein kinase pim-1-like. The transcript has 7 exons. Bases 1 to 1359 code for a protein of 452 amino acids. Gene Ontology annotation, molecular function: ATP binding; protein serine/threonine kinase activity. The record is from RefSeq and is a predicted model, not a curated record. Lineage: Eukaryota; Metazoa; Chordata; Aves; Passeriformes; Hirundinidae. Gene Ontology annotation, biological process: protein autophosphorylation. Gene Ontology annotation, cellular component: cytoplasm.
AUGACGAUCAGGAAAAAGACCUGCGAGGUGUUGGGAGCAGAAGGGAAGCCGUUUAAGGCCUCCAUAAUAAAUAGUGUUGAAGUAAAAGGAAACUCUCGGCAAGUGAUCGCCGAUUUUAUCCAUCUACCAGACUUAGAUACUAAUCUGCUCAGAAGGGACUUACAAGUCCAGCUGGGGAUAGAGGUUAUCCCAGAAAAAGGCAGAAUGCAGUUAGUGGACACAGAACCAGUCGUGUGGACGGAGGAGGAUGAAAACCAAUUGAAGGACUUAAAACAUAAAUUGUCCACAGCACCUGUCUUGAGCUUGCCUGAUUUAAAGAAAGAGUUCGACCUGUUUGUAAAUAUUGAAGAAGCGGUUGCGUAUGGGGUGAUAACUCAGGAAUGGGCCCGAGCUCCGCCGCUCGGCAGCGCGGCCGCCGGCCCCGAGCCGCCGCUGUCGCGUCCCAAGGAGCGAACGCCUGGGGAUGCCCGGCCCGGGGCGGUUGAGGGGCGCUCGGGGGCCGUUCCUGGCCCCGGGCCGAGCGCUGACAGCCGCGUCUCGCCGGCAGGGAAGGCGCAGCACGGCCUCAAGGAGCAGUACCGAGUGGGGUCGCUCCUGGGGCGCGGCGGCUUCGGCAGCGUCUUCGCGGCGACGCGGCUCUCGGACGGCGCCCCGGUGGCCAUCAAAAGGGUGCCACGGAACCGCGUCCGGCACUGGGACCAGCUGCCCGACGGCACCAGCGCACCACUGGAGAUCGUGCUGCUGCACAAGGUCUCCACUGGCUUCCCUGGUGUCGCCCAGCUGCUGGAGUGGCUUGAGCUCCCCAAGGACAUCAUCAUGGUGCUGGAGCGCCCUGAACGAUGUCAGGACCUCUGGCAUUUCAUUCGGGCACGGGGGUUCCUGUCAGAGGAGGUGGCGCGGGAGCUGUUCCGCCAGGUGCUGGAGGCCGUGCAGCACUGCACCAGCUGCGGGGUCCUGCACAGGGACAUCAAACCAGGGAACAUCCUGGUUGACCUGGCCACCGGGCAGGCCAAAUUGAUCGACUUCGGCUGUGGCACCUACCUGCAAGACACGGCCUACACUCACUUUGCAGGAACACCGUCAUACAGUCCCCCGGAAUGGACCCACUUUGGCUGGUACUAUGGCAAGCCAGCUACCAUCUGGUCCCUGGGCAUCCUGCUGCACCAGAUGGUCUGCGGGGAGCACCCUUUCAGGAAGGGCCAGAACAUCAGCUGGGACCAUCAGCUCUCGCUGCCAGAACGGCUCUCUCAAGAGUGCCAAGAUCUGAUCAGGAGGUGUUUAACCAUGCUAGACAUGGACAGGCCUUCAUUAGAAGACAUCUUCUGUGAUCCUUGGAUGCAGGAUAUUCAUCUGCCCUAG